AUGAACGUAAUCAAGAAAAGUAUCGAGGACAAUGAAGUGAAAAGGGAAGUAGAUCGGGAUAGCACACGGCGUUUAUUUAUACAUCGACAGAAAAAUGGCAUGCGGCAAGUGUCAUCUCAUAAAAUCGCAGUCGAUACUUUGGCGUAUGUACGGAAGAUUAUAAGUCUCGGAAAAUACAACAGUGCUGAAGAUCUCAUUGAGUUGCUGGAAACCGAAAGAAAACGUUUAUUGGAAGCAUUGCCGUAUCAGUUUGUUGUUUCAAACAUUAUAUUAUGUGUAAUCAAGAUGAUCUGUGAAGAAAACGGUCAAACUAAUGCUGCAUUUGGAAAUCUAAUACCCCACGAUUCCUUAAAUGAACUGUGGAAAAUUCCGGGUAGUAAAAAAAUCAUGGACCCACGAGAACUUCGAAAAUCAGCUGUUAUUGCUAUCAAUGAAUUUGCAACCGAAAUCGAUACUUGUAUCGAAGAUAUAUGUGCUCAGGCAAGUAACCACAUCUGUGCAUCCGAUGUUAUCAUAACGCAUUCAUUGUCGCUCUCAUCUACACUUACGUCUUUCUUCCAAUCAGCUCGUAAAGGCCAGAAAAGUUUCCGGUUGCUAGCAGUAGAUGAAGAAGUUGAUUGUGAUUGUAUAUCAUCAGUGGAUGUUCUAACUGCUAUGCAGCGUGCUACCCGAGUUUUUAUCUCCGCUGUCGCUGUAUUCCCGGAUGGUUCUUGUUUGGCACCAGCAGGAUGUCUGAUCAUAUGUUUAGCAGCUAAACGACAUGCAGUACCAGUUUCAGUUUGUGCUUCUUUUUAUAAAUUUACUCCUUUUUUUGUAGCAGAUAUUGAUCGUAUACAUUCUUUUGGUUCCUCCACUGAUGUGAUACCGUUGACAGAUAUGAAAGAAAUAGAAGAUGCUCAGAUUGUGAAUCCUUUGUUCGAUUUGAUCUCUGCAGAACUUAUAUUACAAUCGAUGGCAGAGCCGGGUGAUGCAGUACGGGUAGAUGAUGUGGAGAGCAGUAGUAACGAUGAAGAAGAGGAUGAGGAGGAAGACAGUACAGAAUGUGAUGAAAGUUCAGCUGAAGAAAGCAGCAGUGAAGAUGAAAGUGAAGAGAGAAGUAGCGAUGAUGAUGGAGUUGAUGACAUCAAUGUUUGGGAUUCUAUAGAUGACGGAGCACAAACUGAAGAAGCAGUUGAAGCUUCACUGCAAGCGGAUUAUACAAAGGCUCUUAAUCUUAUCGUAGACGGUCGCAAACAAAAAGCGCUUACAAUAAUGGAAAAACUUCUUCAACAUCCAAUUCUUCAAAAGUUUGAAGUUAAUAUCAAUUCGUUCAACUGGAAUGAAGCCAGGGAAGAAGCUUGUGCAAAUCAGUCUCGUGUAUCGGCUAUGGCUCGCCUUUUCUCUUCCUUACACUUCAAUAUCAGUCGACUUUUAGACGAUCCAAUAGAUCACUUGUUAAGCACAUUAACCGUAUAUCCAAAUGAUGAAUAUUUAUGGAAAUAUGUAGGAGAAGAAUCCCUGAAAGUACGGGAUUGGUCUAUGGCAUUGUAUGCAUUCGGAAAGUGUUCAUCUGCUUGGAGUGUUAUUCGCGGGAUUCUUAUCGCCUUGUAUAACGCUAACCUGUUUGAAGAUUGUCUCCUGAAAAUAAAAUCUGUAUUGGAGUACGAUAAGACAUAUUUUUUGGGACGAGUUUUGAAAGAAAUCAUUCGAGAAACGAGUUCUUAUUGGGAAAUGAAAUGUCGUCAGGUGUUCAACGAAGACCCGGUUUUUAUACAGGAUAAUAACACUAUGAAAAUUACAGAGAAAGAAAAAGAAUUGAUUCUAAAUGAAAUCACAAAUAUUGGGAAAUCUACUGCUGACGUUGAACCUGUGUUCAAACCGGUGGUGGUUGACAUAAGCACUUGUUCAGACUUAGCAGAAGUAGGAAUUUGUUUGUGCGAUAUAUAUGACCGCAUCGAAUCCUUCUCCAGUUUCUCAAAACAAGCUGUAAUAGUAUGUGGUACGAAAGUAUUAGAUGAGUUCGAGGAGAUUGUUAACGAUGUUUCUAAUGAUUUUAUGGAUUGUGUGAACGUGAUGCAAGAUUUGAUUGAUAGAAUUGUGUCCAUAGAAGCUAUUCAACCUGCUUCAGAUAUUCUUCCAUACCAGUUUACAGAUUUUUCAUCCCGAGGGAUGAAUGGGCCGUUCCCGGAGGUAGGUGCAAUACCGGGUCGACCCGCGGUAGGUGAGGAGCAAGCCCCUACAAACCCACCAAGAAAGCGAAAACGAUCAGAUUCCGGUUUGGACUGGAGGCGACGUUCUGUUCGUUUUCGAGCAGAAUUUAAUAUUGAAGAAUCCGGUUCAGAAAAUGAUAAGAUCAUGAUUGCUUCACUACUGAAUUACUCAUGCGCACAAGAAUCCUCGAUUGUUCCGCUUUUAUCGAUGAAACCGUCUGCAAUAACAGGUUUACCUGCAAAAAGAGCUCCAUUGCAUGUAUUGAUGGAUGAUAGAUCGUCGCUGCGUAGAUGCGUUAUAUACAUUGCAAGUAGGUUUAUCAACGGAAAUGGACGAAUUUAUGAAAUUUUGGAGCAGUUACUUUUCUGGUACUCGAGGAACUGCUUUUAUGUUAUUAUUACGGAUCGCUUACAAGAGGUCAUUAUUGGUUGUUAUGCUCGAUGGAUUAAUAAAUUUGGUAAUACUUCAAUGAUUCGUGGCGAUGAAUUUCUUCCUAUUCAUACGAUGUUGGCUGAAUUAGGCGUCGAAAAAGCCAUGUUUGUUUGUUACUCCUCACUUUCUUCAUCUCUGGAGCAGGAAUUACGUGUCCGAAUACUUUGGUCAAUUGCAGUAAAUGGUACAAACAUUUUCAGUCCUCAGGUUUGUAAAAAUUAUUUGCGGAUGUUAUUGACUACAUUAAAAUUUGGAUAUAAUUCUGAAGUCAAUUACCAAUCACUGAUUAGUGACCAUGAAUUAAUCAACUUGGACACAGUUCAGAAUCUCAUUGCUCAGAUAGAACGGCAGGAAAAUCUUGAAGCUAUUCAACGAUUGUUUGAUAGUCGUCAGUUUGAUAAGGUCGUUAACAUUAUCAUCGGCAACUUUAGUUGGAAAGAUGUUGAUCGCAAUGCUCUCCUUUCUACAGCAAUGAUUCUAAUUGAUUCAUAUCUUGAACUAAACAAUAUGGAUGGUGCUUCUGAAUGGAUUAGCAGAUUGCUAGAUUUUACUAGAGGCCUUGCUGGAACGGAGAAAGUGAUUUCAAGGUUGAAACGACUUGCUAUAGAAAACAUAUGCCUAGAAAAUAUUUCUAAUCUAGUACACUGCAUUGUUCAUCUCCUUGUUCUCGAUGGAUAUGAAUCAGAUACAGCUAUUUGGCUUAUACUGUACCGUUGUGCUUACCAUCUGGAAGGAGAGCACACAGUGGAAACACUAUCCGCAUUAUACGAUAGCGGUUGUCAAAUGCUUACUUCUGCAUUGAAUAUCCUAGUCACUGCACAUGAAGCGAUAGCAAAGCAUGACAAAUGCUUCGUUGAUGAUGUAUUCUUUUUUCUGAAUUCCCAAUAG
Acanthocheilonema viteae is the source of this 3510-nucleotide messenger RNA. Lineage: Eukaryota; Metazoa; Nematoda; Chromadorea; Rhabditida; Onchocercidae. The record is from the annotation of a GenBank genome assembly.